AUGGAUAAUAAUUUUAAUAAUUUCUUUCCCCAACAAAUGUGGGGUGGAAGUAAAAAUUUACAUCCGAGAAAUGAGAUCUCGUCAACGGAUAAAAGUUCUGUGUCCUCGGGACAAUCGAGUUCAUCGAUUUUAGCACCGAGUAAAUUGGCACAGAAUCAACCACCACACUCAACAAAUAAUCGAGAUUUAGCAUCAUUUGCAAUCGAUAAUCGAUUGUAUUUGGAUGGAUUAAGACAACAUCAUCAGCAGCAACAACACCAGCAACAUCAAUCAAGAUCGAGUAGUUUUGGUAAUAAUGCAGGUGGCAUGACAAUCUUAACUGCCGGUGGAAAUUCACGAGAUAGCAACAACAAUGGUCUCAAUAGUCAAUUUACGAACCCAAAGCUAUUGAGUCGAUUAGAUUUAGAUUCCGUACGCAGCAAUCUAAAUCGUAGUGGUGGUAGCAAUUGCAAUUCAUCAAGUUUAAUUCAUCAUCAGCAUGGUACGAUACUGUUCAAUACCUUAAAUGGUGGUGGCUUGAAUGCUGGAAAUAUGAUGUCAGGAUCGAAUGUUGAUUGCUUUACUAAUCCUGAUUUUGGACCUGAUAGCACAACACCACCCCCGUCAAAUGCCAUUUCGAUGCCUCCAUCGGCAUCGUCCGCCUCAUCAUCAUCGUCAACAAUUAGUACAAAUAUAGGAUUAAAUAAAAAUAAUAAUGGUAGUCAAGAUGGUAGUUCUGAGAAGAUUAAAACGCCAAAUUCUAUUCGAGCUCAAAUCGAAAUCAUCCCAUGUAAAGUGUGUGGCGAUAAAUCAUCAGGCGUUCAUUAUGGUGUCAUUACAUGUGAGGGUUGUAAAGGAUUCUUUCGACGCUCACAAAGUUCAGUUGUUAAUUAUCAAUGUCCGCGUAACAAACAAUGUGUUGUUGAUAGAGUAAACAGGAACAGAUGUCAGUAUUGUCGACUUCAAAAGUGCCUAAAGCUGGGAAUGAGUCGUGACGCCGUGAAAUUUGGCAGGAUGUCAAAAAAGCAGAGGGAAAAAGUGGAAGAUGAGGUGCGAUAUCAUCGUGCACAAAUGCGAGCUCAGGGUGAUACCGCUCCCGAUAGUUCAGUGUUUGACACUCAAACACCAUCCAGCAGUGAUCAGUUACAUCACAGUUAUAAUAGUUACAGCACAUAUUCAAAUGAAGUUGGUUAUUCAAGCCCGUAUGGAUAUUCGGCAUCGGUAACAUCUCAACAGACGAUGGGUUAUGAUAUUUCAGCAGAUUAUGUAGACAGUACAACAACUUAUGAACCGCGCAGUACCAUCAUCGAUUCGGACUUUAUUGGUACACAUAAUAAAAAUUCAUCACCGUCGCAUCAACAGCGAACGAUUUCGCUGUCAGAUAUUCGUAUAGCUCGCCUAACAACCGUUUCAGAUCAACAGCUUGCUGACGUAACCAUGCAAGGUACAGCAUCAGCGUUGACUAAUUCAUGUACAACUAAUGAUGCGGGUACAAUUAUAACGAUAAAGCAGGAAUCACUUUCGAAUGUUGAUAAUUUGGUUGGAAGUUUUGUCGACUCAACGACUUUCCUUCCAUCGCCAAACAGUCAAAUUAGUAAUGCACAAAUGGCACAAAACUCUUUGACCAAUGAUUCGAAUGGAAUUAAUGAAGUUGCAGGCACUAAUGCCCAUCAACAUACCGAAAUAAUAUUCACUGAAGACGACAGCUCAUGUGAUUCACAAAAAUGGGCCGAAGGCGACAUUAAUGAUGUUCUUAUAAAAACAUUGGCUGAGGCUCACGCAAAUACAAAUAUCAAAUUGGAAGUUGUGCAUGAAAUGUUCCGCAAAACACAGGACGUAAGUCAACUUCUUUAUUACAAAAACUUGUGUAAGGAGGAUCUUUGGUUGGACUGUGCUGAUAAAUUGACAGCUAUGAUUCAGAAUAUUAUCGAAUUUGCUAAACUUAUACCUGGAUUCAUGCGAUUAAGUCAAGAUGAUCAAAUUCUUCUUCUCAAAACCGGAUCAUUUGAGCUUGCUAUAAUACGUAUGUCAAGAUUAAUGGAUCUGUCGCAAAAUGCGGUACUUUACGGCGAUGUGAUGCUACAUCAGGAAGUAUUUUACACAUCCAAUUCAUCGGAAAUGAAACUUGUUGCUGGAAUAUUUGAGACUGCCAAGAGUAUCGCUGAACUAAAACUCACAGAAACUGAGCUUGCGUUGUAUCAAAGUUUAGUGCUGCUGUGGCCAGAGCGACCUGGCGUACGAGGAAAUACUGAAAUCUUAAGACUUUUCAACAUGAGCAUGAACGCAAUCAAACAAGAAAUUGAGGCAAAUCAUGCGCCAUUGAAGGGAGACGUGACUGUGUUGGAUACUCUUCUCACUAAAAUUCCAACAUUUAGGGAGCUCUCGAUGUUGCAUAUGGAUGCGUUGAGUAAUUUCAAGCAGGAGCAUCCUCAAUACAUAUUCCCAGCAUUGUAUAAAGAAUUGUUUUCUAUUGAUGCGCAACAAGAUCUGUUAACAUAA
Chironomus riparius is the source of this 2478-nucleotide messenger RNA. Lineage: Eukaryota; Metazoa; Arthropoda; Insecta; Diptera; Chironomidae. The record is from the annotation of a GenBank genome assembly.